GUGCUCUCCACAAGUCGAUCUCCAUCAAUGCCCGUGCUCUGCGGCAGACUUUGCCCGUGGCUGGCGGGGCAAUCGUCACCUCGGAACGUCUAACAUGAACAUCUAGGACAGCCUCCUUUCCUUCUCUCCAGCAGAAAUGUCAGGAGUCUGCCGAGGACUCCAAUGGAUUAUGGGGGGCCUCGAGAGGUAGACACAGUCAUUGUUGGAAACGGUCCCUCCGCAUUGAUUCUGUCCUACAUUCUCCACGGCAAUAUUCCCUUGUACGACGACGCCAGUCCGCAUCCCGAUCGCUUUCUGCACGAGAAGCUGCUGCAUUGCCACCAUGGCGAUCGCGAUCUACUCGAUCUCGACAUCGAUGACUCGACCGACCACUUCGCAGCUUCGCGGUUCUCUUACUCGACACAGGCCCUGCCGGUCAAUGUCCUGCUGGACACACUCGUGCGGCCGCUGGGCGAGACAGACGAUACUUUGAAGCAGACAUGCGUGAAGUGGCGGCAUGAUCCUGUACGAGCAGUUCCGCACCUGGUUAUAGGCAAUACAAAGAAUGCGGGCGGACAAUGGGUUGACAAUCCUGUCCAUGCAAGCUGGGAUAUCGGGACGUUGAGUUAUGCGGGCAUGAUAUCGCUGCCGGGAUAUAGUUUCGAAGAGCACUACCACAAACAGACUGGCCAACCCAUGCCACUCUACUUGAGGCCUUCACGACGGAGAGUGGCAGACUAUCUUGCAGCAUAUGCUGAUCAGGUGGGCAUCGCCGACUCCAUACACAACGGGCAGCACGUUGCGGGCGUUCGCCGUCACGACAAUGGGUUUUAUAUCUCCUCCCACAACAUCUUGUGUAAGCACCUCGUACUCGCGUCGGGCAUUUUCAACAUCCUCAUCCGCCCACCACCUAUACUCGACUCUUUGAUGCAGCUGGGCGAUGCGAGCGGCACGUCACCGGACCCCAUCCUCGUCAUUGGCUCCGGCUUCAGUGCUGCCGAUGUCAUUAUCUCAACCUCUCGACGGCAGAAGAUCAUCCACGUAUACAAAUGGGCACCAACGACUUCUCCUUCCCCACUCCGAGCCUGUCAUCAGCAAGCAUAUCCAGAAUACGCGGGCAUUUAUCGCCGGAUGAAGCUUGCCGCCCUAUCAUCCUCAUCUUCCAAGGACAAACGCCCGCGGCCGUCAAGGUUACAAUCUGACUUCGACACCAGCCGCGACUGGAAAGCGACAUAUGAAGGCCUGGCGAACGCGGAGAUUGUCGACGUCCAACUUACAGACGAUGGUGCCGCUGCCGUCGUCACAUUUCGAAGCGGAGACGAGCCUACGUUCCGUCGCACCGUGAGCAGCCUCGCAUAUGUGGUUGGCAGGCGAGGUUCGCUAGAUUAUUUGUCUGAGCAGUUGCUGGCAGAAGUCCUUCCCACCAACGCUGCCCACGCGAUAUCUGGCCAGACGCUCCGCGAAAAAGCCCAUGACGACCUCGAAGUUGCGCCUGGUGUUUUCAUCACCGGGAGUCUGACGGGUGACUCGCUUAUUCGCUUCGCAUAUGGCGGAUGUGCGUAUGCUGCGGGCAAAAUCAUGAGGGGUCGGGCGAAUCAAACCGCUGGGGCGAAUGGCGCGGAAUAUGAUGGGAACAGUAACGGCAACACCAACGGCAACGCUAGAGUCCCCGACAGUGUCCCAGUACGCAUGAGAAGUCGACCACAAACACCUUCACCGAGAGUGCCGGCCAUGAAUGGGCUGGAUGGGCAUGAGGCGAGUCCGUUGCGACUGGGGGACGGCCUUCUGCCGCUCGAUAGACGGAAGGUUGAAGAAUAGAUGAGUGUCAUAUUGGGGGACAAUCUCGGUGUAGACGUGAAGCUAGAACGAAUAUGGGCAGUACCGAUUUCGUCAAGCCGAUAUAUGCCAGUGGAAGCUGUUAGCAU
Molecule: messenger RNA, 1904 nt
Organism: Exophiala viscosa
Lineage: Eukaryota; Fungi; Ascomycota; Eurotiomycetes; Chaetothyriales; Herpotrichiellaceae
Exons: 2
Coding region: 163-1797 (544 amino acids)
Source: RefSeq, a predicted model, not a curated record